Physella acuta is the source of this 486-nucleotide messenger RNA. Its product is annotated as adhesion G-protein coupled receptor G7-like. The record is from RefSeq and is a predicted model, not a curated record. NCBI's taxonomy places the organism in Eukaryota, Metazoa, Mollusca, Gastropoda, Physidae.
AUGUCGCUAAUACUGCCCUCAGUUGCCGUGUCCAUGGUGGUCACUUUUUCAUACGUCUACACACAGGAGCGGGUCAUUGGUUAUGGUCACCUGUUGUGCUAUCUAGAUUCUCCACUUCUAAAUGGUGUGACCUUUGUAUGUCCUCUCACUUUGAUUACAAUAAGCAACGUCGUAUUCUUUGGGACCACGGUUUACAAGAUACAUAGCACAAUAAAUCUUCAGUCUGCCGAAACUGUCAGAAAAGACAACCAGCAUCACAUCUACGUUUACGUCAAGCUUUCCUUCAUGACUGGAGCAUUUUGGACAUUGGCUAUCGUAGCGGAAACAGUAGACAACCAAGUUUUAAGGUUAAUAUCCAUCAUCUUAAAUGGAUUACAAGGUGUCGCCAUAUUUGUAUCUUAUAUCUGCAACAAACGAGUCUUCAAUCUGUACUGGAAUCCUAAGGGCCACAACUCCACGAUGGUCUCCGAGGUUGAGAGAAACUAA